This is a messenger RNA of Plectropomus leopardus (leopard coralgrouper), 1938 nucleotides long. It is a transcript of the gene cnih1, whose product is annotated as cornichon family member 1. NCBI's taxonomy places the organism in Eukaryota, Metazoa, Chordata, Actinopteri, Perciformes, Serranidae. Gene Ontology annotation, biological process: vesicle-mediated transport. The record is from RefSeq and is a predicted model, not a curated record.
CGCUGACAAAUCUAAAGUCGGUUGCGGAGCUGCCUGCAUCAUCCGCCGACCGAGCCAGGAACCGACGAGCAGAACCGGAGUAAAAAAUGGCGUUCACAUUCGCGGCCUUUUGUUACAUGCUUGCUCUGCUGCUCACGGCGGCGCUUAUCUUCUUCGCUAUCUGGCACAUAAUAGCAUUUGAUGAGCUGAAGACUGAUUACAAGAAUCCUAUAGAUCAGUGUAACACUUUAAAUCCGCUGGUGCUGCCAGAGUAUCUCAUCCAUUUCUUCUUCUGCGUGAUGUUCUUCUGCGCAGCCGAGUGGCUCACCCUCUGUCUCAAUCUACCACUGCUGGCUUAUCAUGUCUGGAGGUAUAUGAGCAGACCUGUGAUGAGCUGUCCGGGACUCUACGACCCAACAACCAUCAUGAACGCCGACAUCCUGGCGUUCUGUCAAAAAGAAGGCUGGUGCAAACUGGCUUUCUACCUGCUGUCGUUCUUCUACUAUCUCUACGGGAUGAUUUAUGUUCUGGUGAGCUCUUAAACCGGACGAUGAAGGAAAAGGACCUGCAUGAACCGUAGACGACCAGACACUAUGCUCUUAGUGCUGGAACACUGGACCUGCUGGAGACCAGCGUUCAGCAACACAAGACGCCAUUUCUAGCGGACGAACUCUCGACCACCCCCCCACACACACAGCGCAGAGUGUCAUUUUGGAAACAUUUAGCCCGUUUUAAGAGAAUAUCUCGGUCGCAGCGUUCCUCUCAUAAGCACUAUAGUUUAAAUUUUAUGGAAAACGAGGACAAACCUGAAUGGACAAGUUUUUUGUUUUUUCCUUCUUUUUUUUUAUUUUUAAAGGUGUGGUGAUUUUGAUGCUUGGGAUUUAAAUAAAGUUUUUUUUUCAUCUUGGUUCCCCACUUUUGAGUGUUUACAAAUUUAGGUAGACAUUUUCAGGUGUGCAUUAUCUGUGAGAAUCUGAGCUGAACUGCGUUAGCUUUUCCUGUGAAUUAGACUCUGGGCUUUGACGGCUAAUUUAAACCCGCAGCGUGAUUCAUCAUCAUCACUAAAACAAACGGUUAAAUGCAAACUACACUUCUGUUCUUGCUCAAGGAUACAUGGGGUCUAAAAAAAAAAAAAAAAAAACGGUUGUUUUGGGACGUGAAGGUGCGGUUUUGUACAGUGAGGGCUGAAGUGCAUGGGUUAUUAUCACUUAGUGUUGCACAGCGACAAUCACAACCUGGUUGUCACAUCAGUUUUCAGACUUUCUGAUGUAUCGUUUCCAUACUUCAGACUUAUCUAUCAUCACAUUAACAUCAUGUAAUCCCUGUUGAAACCAAUGGCAAUAUUUGUUUUAAGUGUGAAUCCAGAGUAGGCAGCGAUGUGUCCGUGACCUGUAUUUCUGUAGAAUCGCCCUCGCAGCAGCUAUCGAUAAAAUAAAAAGGUAAACUCAACAGUAUACCAAUAUACUCGGCAUUAGGGAGCAACAGUGCUUCAAUUCUGCUUUUCGCGUUUGAGCUUUAGUGGCAAACUGCUGGUGUGCCAUACUGUUGAAUGUACCUUUUUGAAAUUCCUUAACUGUUUUUGUCGUGUGCAUUUUGUUCAUUUCAGCACCAAAUGUUCUCCAGCAUUAGCAUCAACAAUGUUUAUUUAUUCUUUUUUUUUUUUUUUUUUUUUUUUAAAUCGUCUCCAAGAUAUCAAGUACUCCUCACUGUCGGCUCGUUUCCAGAAAUCGAAUCUGGAAAGGUUUUUUUUUUUUUUUUUUUUAGAAUCAAGGCCAUUAAAGAUAAAAGUUUUCAUAAAUACUGGAGUAUUUAUUGCCAUUUUCAAGUGUGUACAUUUAUCAGGGAAAGGGAUGGUCAUUUGUCACAGGUAACAUUUUUAUGUAUUAGAUCCCAUCGUGUCACAUCUAGGAAAUGACAACUUGAGUUUAUUUGAAUCUAAAUAAAACUAUCCCACUCUUA